Messenger RNA from Cheilinus undulatus (humphead wrasse), 8363 nucleotides. RefSeq names its product contactin-associated protein-like 2. Lineage: Eukaryota; Metazoa; Chordata; Actinopteri; Labriformes; Labridae. The coding region runs from base 317 to 4264 and encodes 1315 amino acids. The record is from RefSeq and is a predicted model, not a curated record. The transcript has 25 exons.
CCCGGACCGCUGCUCAACCGCUCUUCUUCCCAGGAUAGUCCCGUUAGCUGUGGGUCAAAGCCCCCUACAAAACCUCGGUGGAGGUUAAUAAGGGAGAAGAGAGGACAAAGAAGAAAGAAGAGACGUUGAAGGCGCAGCGGGAGGAGCGCCAUUACAUUCUGCUUUCACCGCUAAUAAAGAAGGUAGCAUCCCUUCUGUUUAUCGCCGGAACAACAGACUGUCUCACGGACAAGGAGCACCGAGAGAGAGAGAGAGCCGUCCGGACCCGCUUCGUUGACUCUCUUUGUCCCUGUGGCUGUGUGGAGUUAAUUUAGAGAUGUCUGAUGUGACGAUGCUGCUGUUAGUGCCAGUCCUGUGUAGCAUCAUCAGCACCUCCAGCGCUGCAUCCUCAGCACCCAGGAAGUGUGAGGACAGCAUUGCCACUCCUCUCCCCUUCAGCUCUUUUACCUCUUCAUCAGUGUUUGCCCGAGGAUAUGAAGCUGGUUAUGCCAAGCUGAACAGGAAACAAGGUUCUGGAGGCUGGUCGCCAAUGGAAACCGAUCAUCAACAGUGGUUACAGGUGGACCUGGGUUCAAGAAAGCAGGUGGUUGCCAUAGCCACGCAGGGUCGCUACAGCAGCUCUGACUGGACGAGCAGAUAUCGUCUGUUUUACAGCGACACCCAGAAAAACUGGAGGCCUUAUUUACAGGAUGGAAACAUCUGGACGUUUGAUGGUAAUGUAAACAGUGAGGGUGUAGUAAGGCAUGAGCUGCAGCAUCCCGUCCUGGCUCGCUACAUCCGCUUCAUUCCAGUGGACUGGAGCCGGGAGGGGCGCAUUGGAGUACGCCUGGAGCUCUACGGCUGCUCAUAUUGGGCAGACGUGAUCAGCUUCGAUGGCCAUGGCGUCAUCGCCUACCGCUUCAGAAGUAGGAAAAUAAAGAUUAUUAAGGAUAUCAUCACUCUAAAGUUCAAAACCACAGCUGGAGAAGGAAUCCUACUUCACGGGGAGGGGCAGCAGGGAGACUACAUUUCCCUGGAGCUCCGCAGGGCAAGACUACAGCUCAGCAUCAACCUAGGAAGUAACCAGUAUGGUUCUAUUCAGGGUCACACCACUGUGACCAGUGGCAGCUUACUGGAUGAUGAUCACUGGCACUCAGUUGUUAUUGAGCGUUACCGUAGAAAUGUCAACUUCACCCUGGACCAUCACACUCAACAGUUCAGGACUAACGGAGAGUUUGACCACCUGGAUCUGGACCAUGAGAUCAGUUUUGGAGGACUGCCUGUUUCGGUGAAACCAAGCACAGGAGGAAGAGAAAAUUUUAAGGGCUGCAUGGAAGGAAUCACCUACAACGGGGAUAACAUCACCAACCUGGUCCGACGGAAGAAAGUGGAUGUCUCCAGCUUUCGUAACCUCACUUUCUCGUGUGCUGAGUCCAAUUCCUUCUCUGUCUUCUUCAACUCCUCAUCCUUCCUGCGGCUCCCGGGUCAAAGUGACAGUGACACACUGUCAGUCAGUCUGUCUUUCAGAACCUGGAACCCCAAUGGGCUGCUGAUGUUCACAGAACUUGCCUACGGCUGGGUGGAGGUGGGACUGACAGAGGGGAAGGUUACUGUCCACGUGAACGUGACACAGAGGCCAAACACACGCAUUGACAUCUCAUCAGGCUCAAGUCUGAAUGACGGCCAGUGGCACAGCGUACAUCUGAAUGCUUUAGAGUACUACGCUAUGCUGACAGUCGAUGGAGACGAAGCAUCCACGGUCAGAACUGCCAUUCCCAUUCAAAUCCAGACUGGAGGAACCUACUACUUUGGAGGCUACUUCCUCCCCACCAACAGCCGAUCACUGCAGCGCUCCUUCCAGGGCUGCAUGCAGAUGAUCCAUGUAGAUGACCAUCUAGCUGACCUCAAAGCUGUGGAGCAGGGCCUCAUUGGAAGCUUUGAAAAUGUCAGCCUGGAUAUGUGUGCCAUCAUAGACAGGUGUGUUCCUAACCACUGUGAGCACGGCGGUCGCUGCUCACAGACAUGGGAUGCGUUUAGUUGCAACUGCAGUGGCACUGGCUACACUGGAGCCACCUGCCAUACCUCUAUGUAUCAGCAGUCCUGCGAAGAGUACAAGCACCAGGGGAAGAGCUCAGGGAGCUACUGGAUCGACCCAGAUGGCAGUGGAAAUGUCGCCCCCUUCAGAGUUAACUGUGACAUGACAGAGGAGAAGGUUUGGACCACACUGAGGAACAACCUGUCCCCUCAAACAUCAGUGACCAGUGCAGACAAGGAUGGAAAGGCAGUCCUGCAGAUCACCUAUAAUGUGACUGAUGAACAGGUUUUGUCCGUCACCAGCAGUGCCGGAUACUGUGAACAGUUUGUAGCGUAUGCCUGUCGAACGUCUCGACUGCUCAACACUCCAGAUGGUGUCCCAUUUACCUGGUGGGUUGGAAGAGCCAAUGAGAGACAUUUUUAUUGGGGGGGUUCGGGACCGGGAAUACAGAAGUGUUCCUGUGGUAUUGAACACAACUGCACUGACCCCAAGUACUUCUGCAACUGUGAUGCUGACCUGCGCUCCUGGAGGGAAGAUGCAGGCCUGCUGGUGUACAAAGACCAUUUACCAGUCAGUCAGGUUGUUGUUGGAGACACAAGCAGAGCUGGAUCUGAGGCCAAACUGACAAUAGGACCACUGAGAUGCCAAGGAGAUCGGAACUACUGGAACGCAGCGUCCUUCAGCAGUCCUGCCUCCUAUCUGCACUUCCCUUCUUUUAGAGGAGAAACCAGCACUGACAUCUCUUUCUACUUUAAGACUUCCUCCACCCAUGGUGUCUUUCUGGAGAACCUUGGAACAACAAAUUUCCUUCACAUAGAACUCAGAGGAGGCUCUGUAGUCGUUUUCUCCUUCGAUGUGGGCAGUGAACGUGUGGAGCUCAGUGUCCACUCACCGAUUCUUUUAAAUGAUGACCAGUGGCAUCGUGUGGAGGUGGAAAAGAACAUCAAGGAGGCGGUGCUGCGACUUGAUGGACAGUACAGGGAGGUGAGACCCACCCCCCCUCAGGGACACACAAAGAUGGAGUUCUACAGUGAGCUCUAUGUUGGUGCCUCCAGUGGGCAGAGGGGUUUCCUGGGCUGCAUGCGGGCCUUGAAGAUAAACGGUGUGACCUUUGACCUUGAAGGGAGGGCAAAGGUGACUCCUGGAGUGAACCCAGGCUGCUGGGGUCAUUGCAGCAGCUACGGGAUGCACUGCAGGAAUGGAGGGAAGUGUGUGGAGCAGUAUAACGGAUAUUCCUGUGACUGCUCUCUUACUGCGUAUGAUGGACCCUUCUGCACUGAUGAUGUUGGUGGUUACUUUGAGACAGGAACCCUGGUCCGCUAUGACUUCCUGCCGGAGGUGGGGUCUUUUUCUUUGCCGGACUUGAGGGGCUCACCAGGAGUCAGUGUUCCAGUUGAGUCAAAUCUUACCCAAGAGGAGCUGGUGUUCAGCUUCAGCACCUCCAGUGCUCCCAGCAUCCUGGUCUACAUCAGCUCCAGGACUCAGGACUAUAUGGCUGUGGUGCUCAGGCACAAUGGCACUCUCCAGAUCCGCUACAGUCUCGGUGGGCUAACAGAACCGUACACCAUAGAUGUUGACCACCGGAACAUGGCCAACGGACAGCCACACUCCGUCAACAUAUCUAGAAACGAAAGGGAGAUACGACUACAGCUGGACCACUAUCCAGUGUCCACAUACACUCUACCUGAGACCUCUGACAUUCAGUUCAACAUGAUCAAAAGUAUAUUUCUUGGAAAAGUCUUUGAAACAGGCCAAAUUGAUCCCAUCCUGAUUGAGCGAUACAACACGCCCGGCUUUGUCGGCUGUCUGUCAAGAGUUCAGCUGAACAGCGUGGCACCACUGAAAGCUGCGCUGCGUUCAGGCAUGGCAGCCCCUGUCAGCACCCAUGGGAUCCUGGUGCCAUCUAACUGUGGAGCCUCACCGCUGACCAUCUCCCCCAUGGCCUCCGCAAGUGACCCGUGGCACUUAGAAGCUGCUGGAGCUGGUUUCCCCUUUAAGGAGGAUCGGGUCAGUGGGGAUAAAGUGGACAGAAACUCUGCAAUAAUUGGAGGAAUCAUCUCCAUGGUGAUCUUCAUUGUCCUUGGGAUCAUGGUGUUUGUGAUCCGCCACCUGUUCCGUCAUAAAGGCUCCUAUCACACCAACGAGGCCAAGGGCGCUGAGUCAGCAGACUGUGCCGACGCUGCAAUCAUCGUCAACGACCCUGCCUUUACCGAAACCAUCGACGAGAGCAAGAAGGAAUGGUUCAUCUGAAGCCCUCUCACCAACAUGGACUCAUGACGUUAGGAUGUAUGUAGUUUUCUAAGCAUAGGUUGUAGUUGUAAGGGGACCACCUGCAAAAACCUUGAGGAUGUAGUGAAUGGUUUAUUCUUUAAAUUUUAUGGACAUCAUGGCAUCACAGCGUGGAUAUUAAAGCACAGUGCUGCAGGGCAGAGCCUGAGGAGAUGUGAACGGUUUAUUUGAACUAUUUUACAGAGGACGGUGGGAUGACGGCCUCAGCUGGUGUAGAUUAUGAUGCCAUGAGAAUACAGGCCUUGGAUGAGUGAAUGUGUCCACAAUCUUUUAUUUUUUUGUAUUAUUUUCUCUAUUUCAGUUCACAGUUUAUUUAUUUAUUUAUUUAUAUUUAAGUAAUAUAUAUUUUUUCAUAAAAGCUCUUAUUUUUGUUUUCAUCAGUAUUUAAAGAUGCCUUUGUGUAAUUCGCUUUUAUAUCAUUGCAUCAUCAUGGUAAUGAUCAUUAAUCCAUUACCACAAUAAUCCCCUAUGCCUGUAGCAAUGCUCAAGAAUCCCUUUUUAAGACGUAUAAACCUUAUUUUCAGUCAUUUGCCUUAUUUCACAGUCGUUACAAUAAAGCUUGGUUUUAGCCUUAAGACAGAAGAACCUAGGGUGUGUGUGGGUGGGUGUGUGAGGUGUGUGUACUACCUGGCAUGCUUGUCUGUAAAGGAGAUGUAGCCAUGACUUCGGACUGAGAACAAGGAGAAGGAAAGUGUCACACCUCAAAUUAUUUUUGCAUCUGCAAGCUUAUAAUGUUUCCAAAAUGUGUUGCAGCUUUGUUUAUUUAUUUAUUUCUAUUUUUUUUUUUUUACUUUCUAUGGCUGCAUCUUUAAUUUUUUGCUUAUUUUGGUGCCAAAUAUGUUCAGGGGUGAGUUCAGCUCCUAAAGAUUGAACUGUUUCCUGCCUUGAGCUCCACGCACUGUUUUGUUACUGUCAGUCACGGGGUAAAGUUUUUGUUUUUGUUUUUUUUUUUAAUUGGCAAAUCACAGUUAUACGACAUGUUUGUUUGAUAAAAGGGUACCACGUACUGUAAAGAUCUUUCUACAUAACAGUGAAUGGGUUUGAAGUCUGAUCAGGUUCAGUGUCGUUUAUCUGCCGUAGAGACUGACGUAGCUUUGAGCAAACACUGGAAGCAGGGGAAACUGUUAGCUUAGCUCCAUACAAAAGUGAACAAUGUUCAACAUGAACUAAAAGCCCAUCCUGACUGAAUGCCCCGUCUCAUUAACUCGCCUGCUGUUGCUGCAAACAGAGGCAGACUUUGAUUAGAGGCUUUAAUGGAGAAAGUUCCCUCAUGUUGGCAGAGACCGGCUGUCCCACAAAGUUAAUAAGGUUGUCAUUGUUGUUGAUUCUAGGAAUGGGUCAUAAUUAUUGAAAUUCAAAUAGUCUACAUUGAUCAUAAUUAGGGCUGUCAAAAGACUGUAAUCACAACAAACUACAGAAUUUCUGUAGUUAAUCACAAUUCAUUGCACCCUUUCUACCGCAUUUCAGAUUUCCAGUAUUUUGCAUUUUACACUAGCCUGUUGUCAUCUUUGAUUUUAUUUAAACUAAGGGGGAUUGACUUCCUGUUUGGAUACAGAACUGCUCUUAUAACAUGAACCGAACCACAGCAAAAAGGACUUGUUAUGGGUUCAAAAUAACAUCAGAAAUAAUUAUAAGAGCUCAGAUGACAUCUGACUCAGGCUGUCAAAAGACUGAGAUUUUUAAUUGCAAUUAAUCUCACUUUGUAGUUAACCCUUUGGAUCAUAUUUUCUAAUUCCAUUAUUUUGCAUUUAGAACAGUUUUCAUGUCAUUUUGGGUUUUCUGCCAUCUUGAACUAAGGCUGAUUGACUUCCUGUUUGGGUACAGUGAAAAUGAGACAUGAAGAAGACGCAGCGGUGGACAUCUUUUACAUCACUGUGGGAGCAGGGAGAGGCUGAUGUGAAUUAACCAAAGUUUACUGAAAGGGAUAAUAAAGCGUGCGAUUAAUUGCGAUUUUGAAAAAAUAGUGCACUAAUAUUUGGCCAUAAUUAAUCACAAUUAUCUUAAUUAAUCCUGACAGCCCUUAUCAUAACUGAAGUUUAUUGAACUGUUUAAUUAAGAACAUAUUUUUCCAGUAUUUUAACCAGCAAAUGGUUGUAUUGCAAUACUGCAGCCAAAGACUGAAGGUUGUGUGUGUGCUGACCACUGUUAACAAGACAGGAGACUUCAGUGAUAGUGACACGACUGUAGCGCACCAACAUUAAUACAUAAAAGAUCAACUGGUCUGGCAUCAGGACCCACCACCACCUCGUUUUGAGGAAUCCCAGUCCAAAGUUUUAAAAAUGUCUAACCUUUCAAACCUAAAUAGAACAAACAUGUUUAAACGUAGAGAUGGGUGGGAUGUUAAAAAGGUAGACCGUUAUAGAAAGACAUGUAUACAUCUGAUUUUACUCCUUUUUUCCCAAGACAGCAUGGAAAUUUGGUAAUUUCUUGAAAAAAAUACUAAUCUUGUGAAAACCUGCUUUUUUAUCUGGGUUCUUUCUUUACUUUAUGGGACAGAGGGAGCAAGUCUAGAUGAUUUUUUAAAAUCAUGAUUAGUAACAUCACAGAAGACAGUGUUCUAGGGAAACCCUUAAAAAUAAAAAAAUCAAGAGGAUCUGCUAAUCUUUGAGGAAAAAAAAGUCAAAAUUUUUGAGAGAAAAAUUGAAUUUUUAGGUUAUAGAGUUGUAUAUUUGCAAGAAAAAAAAAUCCAAGUGUUAACUGCCUGAGACCUGAGCUUUUGUUUGGAAACUUCUUGUAGUUUCUCCCAAUUAUUUGGGAUAAGUUAGACACGAUAAGUUAAAAAUCUACAUUGUUUUUAGACAGGAAUUUCUUAGAAAUUUUCGAUCCCAAAAUUCAAACAAAUUCCCUAAAAUUUUAAAUAAAUUACCUAAAAUAUCUAUGAAAAUUCUUUCAACACUUUUAAAGUAUCCCAAAAAAAUUACCCCAAUAUUUCUUUCAACAAUCCUCAAAUCUUUAAGUGAAAUUUUGUCAUAAAGCUAAAACAUUCCAAUAAAAAUGUCACCCCAAAAAUCCCAUUACAAAUUCCCCAAAAAAUUUCAUUGCAAAUUCAAAAAAAAAAAAAAAAAAAAAAAUACAAAUGCAGUCUUCAAAAUUCCAUGAAAAUGCCUGAAACCCCCAUCAGUCAAUGGACAUUUGGAUAAUAAUCCCAAAUAUUCUAAUAGCAGAGAUCAUUAAGACAAGAUGUGAUGUCCUCAUAUAUGCAUGCAGGGUCUUAGGAGGUUGAAAAUUUAAAAUAUUAACCCUAAAAUGUCAAGUGUUUAAAGUCAUAAAUUCACAACCGUUUUCAGUCAAAACUUCAUCAGAAACCUAACUGAAAAUGCUGUUUGGAUAACCCCAGUUGACAAAUUUAAACUUAAAAUUUUGCAUAUUGUCUCGAAAGUUAACAGAUCUUCUUUUUAAGAGUGGCCCUUAUAUGCCAUCAUAAUAUUGGAUAGUUUAUACAUAGAUCUAGAUGGGAUUAUUAUGGUCGGAUUUGUCAGUGAAAACAGUUGAAAGAGGGUCCAUGGUAGGUUUAGCUUUCCUCAGAUACAAGUCGGAGGGUCUCUUGGGAAAAAGGCCAUUGUCCACCCCAAUAUAUCCGGCACGUCUUUUUAACUUGCAGGCUUCACUUCAUGGAGAAAAGCUGUUAAAGAGGCCCCACUAGCUACGUAGCUCAUGGAUAGUUCACCCCAUUCAAGUAAUACGAGCAGCUUCACCGUAGAUAGCAGGCAGGGAUAACUAGCUAUGAACCAGUGAUUGAAAUAAUUUGCCAAAAUUAUCCUUAAGUUAAUUGUAUAGGUGCAUUCCUAUUCCUAUCCAUCCCAGGAUGCAUUGGGAUGCAAAUCAGCAUCAAGCUGAACCGCUGGUUUUCACAUCACCUGUUAUGGAUGUUAAGGUGCAAACAGGGUCAGAGAUACAAACUAAAAAACUGUGAGCAAGUGUGUGACAGGCAGCAGCAGCUUAGAUUUCUGUGAAAGAGUCAGACUCGUCUUAAAUCUGACAUUAAUGUAGAAAAAUUCUUAAUGACAAUAGAAAAGCAUCAGCCAUGUUUUAGAAUGAAUCCUGUAUUUUCAUUAGAGAU